This is a messenger RNA of Colletotrichum truncatum, 1347 nucleotides long. RefSeq lists its product as uncharacterized. The record is from RefSeq and is a predicted model, not a curated record. Lineage: Eukaryota; Fungi; Ascomycota; Sordariomycetes; Glomerellales; Glomerellaceae.
AUGCAGCGAUCCGGCGCGACACCAACGACUGCCAAUGCACCCUUCUUCUCGACUUCCUUCUUCUCCUCCUCCUCCAAGUCCCGUCCUGGCACAUCGUCUGGCGACCAGCAGCCGCCUCAGCAGUCCCAGUCGCAACCCCCUCCGCAACCUUCGCCCUUCUUCCCACCGCCACUACAAUAUCCUUCCGGUCCCAACGUCCUGACCAAAGACCGCAAGAGCUCCUUCGGACGCAAGCCAUCCUUCAGCUCCCCCUCCAAGUCCUCGAAGCGCCGCGCAAAUAGCUCCAGCUCUGGUGGAGGAGGCAAUGUCGUAGUCACCGACCGCAACGUACCCCCCGCCCUCCCAGACUUCGCCCUCGCUGCCGCUGCCAAAAUCACCCGCGACACCGAUAACAUCCAGAGCCCCGCCUCCGGCGACAGCUUUUCCAAGAUGCUCAGCCGCUCCCAUACCGGCUCGACGAGCCUGGCCGCCGACCGUCUUCAGCCGCCCCUGCCUUCCGCCACCCAUCCCAAUAUGUGGCAGUCGAGCGAGUCUGUCGUGUUGCACAUGCAGAUGCAGGAAAUUGCGAACAAGAGGAUAUCCACCCUGGACUACAUCCGCAAGGCACAUGAAGGCCGCGUUUACUGGUUCAACACUAUCCUCUUUGACAAGCCCGACCUCCAACGCAUGCCCUCAUUUGACCAGAGAAAGCUUGCCCGCCGUGCUACGAACUACCUCCUCCUCGGCCUCUCCCUCCCCACUAUCGUCGACCUCUACGCCAAUACACCCAUUGAGUUCCUCCGCGCCCUGAACAACCUGCUCCAAGAGUUUGAGUCUUUCCAAAACCUCCACGGCGAGGGCGGCGGCACCACGAGCUCGUUAUCCCGCGCGCGGCUACCGCAGAUGUUCCGCCGUCAGGGCGGUAAGUCGCGGCGCAGCACGAGCGGUGCGAAUGAUAUCGGCUACCCUGGGGAUGACGGAUCGGGCGGUGGCAGCUACGGCGGCAUCGGCUCCUCGUCCAGCGCGAGCGCCAGCGUAAUGUCAUUUGCCUCGAGCGACAACGAUCUGCUCCCUGGCGAGGUCUACACGCAUCUGCUGACGCCGUCACUGCCGUUCGAGCCAGACUUUUUUGAGACAUUUGCAACGCUGUGCGAGGUGCUCAUUGACGUCUAUACAAGGGUGCUGACCCUGGUACCCACGCCAAGAGAGACAACAGCGCCUGUAGCGGAGCUCUUCUCAAAGGCCGAUGCCAAAGUGCGCAAGAUCAUCGUACAGGGUGUCGUCAAGGAGUUCGAAGACAGCAGCAGAUCGCACAUCAAGACGGAAGUUGCGAAUAUUGGUAAAGUCGUUCUUGGUGGGUUAAUGUGA